AUGCAUCCCGGACAGAGCCCAUGUUCCGUCGGCAUUCAUUGUGACCCUGACCGGAUGUGCCCAGUCGUGAAUGGGGUCGCCGAGUUGUUUCUCCGUCUCCAGGUCCCAAAUGAGCGUCUCCCUCCGCGACGCCCACAUGGCUCGUCUCCCGUCCUCACUCAUUGCCACGCUGUACACCAAAAGGCGUGUGCCCACGCAUCGUUGGCCCAAUCUGCGACCCCGUCUGCGCAUCCCACAGUGUCAUCAGGAAUAGAGACCACUGUGCUUACACAGUGGCCCUGUAAUGCUAUGUGA
Chondrus crispus (carragheen) is the source of this 294-nucleotide messenger RNA. RefSeq lists its product as hypothetical. The record is from RefSeq and is a predicted model, not a curated record. The coding region runs from base 1 to 294 and encodes 97 amino acids. The transcript has a single exon. NCBI's taxonomy places the organism in Eukaryota, Rhodophyta, Florideophyceae, Gigartinales, Gigartinaceae.